This is a messenger RNA of Notolabrus celidotus (New Zealand spotty), 1511 nucleotides long. RefSeq names its product CD209 antigen-like protein A. The record is from RefSeq and is a predicted model, not a curated record. The transcript has 7 exons. Lineage: Eukaryota; Metazoa; Chordata; Actinopteri; Labriformes; Labridae. Bases 91 to 924 code for a protein of 277 amino acids.
GCCUCUUCCUCUUUUCAAAGUCUGUACAAGUCGUCUUCAGUGUCUUUGCUCUCUCUUCAGGAUCUAAAAGUGAAGGAAACUCGUCUGCAGAUGAUGGAGGGGACGGAGAUGGAUUAUGUUAAUGAACGACCAAGUCCUGAGCAGAAACACAUCAAGGGUGAAAACCAAAAAGGUUUUACAGAACGGAGACUCUGUAUGCUGCUCCUCAGCUUUGGUGUGCUGUGCAUCAUACAAGCCACUCUCAACGUGUCUCUGCGUCUCAGUCUGUACUCGAGGAGCAGAUCAACUCCCUGCAACACAUCCCAGUUUAAAGACCAGACACAAGGGGUGCAGAUAGACUGUGAGCGAAGGAGGAACAAUGCGUUCAACAUGUUACAGGAGAGAUUCAACGCGCAGGCCCGAGACAAAAACCUGCUGGAGAACCGGAUCAGCGAACUGAACAACAUGAUCAAGACUGUGCAGGAGGAGCGGGACAGACUUAGAGUGAGGGUGAGAGAGCUGGAGGGCUGUCUGUCUGACUCUUCGUGUCCAGCAGGUUGGAAAGAGAUCAACUCCAGAUGUUACUUCCUCUCUACAGAGAGUAAAACGUGGCAGGACAGCAGGAACUACUGUCAGAGUCAGGCCGCAGACCUGGUGGUGAUCAACAGCAUGCAGGAGCAGAGGGCACUGUACCGUCUGGAUGGGGAUUCUUAUCUCUUGUUCUGGAUUGGUCUACAUGACACAGCGGGGACCUUCAGAUGGGUGGAUGGAUCCGCGCUGGCUGCACCAUUCUGGCAGUCUGGUCAGCCGGAUCAUGGUGGUCCUAACAACAUAGAGGACUGUGUUGAGAUGUAUCAUCGUAGCCCAGAGCUGGCCAAUUGGAACGAUGCCCGCUGUGAAGAUAAGCGAAAGUGGCUGUGUGAAAAAGCUGCUAAUACUUGUUAACACGAGCUGAAGGAGGCGUCACUCGGCCUGAAUGGAUGGUGGACCUCUUCGUAUGACAGUUAAUUCAACUUCCCCUGUUCCCAACGCCACUGCAUCUGCCACCACCUGUCUCUCCUCCUCCUCCAGUUGACAUCCACCAAUUGUCCACCGCCCGUCUUCCCUCCGAUUCAUGUUUAAAAUCUCUGUUCUGGAUAUCCAAAGCUUUUGUGAUGAAACUGUGUUCUGUGCCUCUCAUGCUAACAUGACUGUUCGUUGAAACCCUUUCUUCGUGCGACUGUAAGGUUAGCUGGUUUAGUUUCUUCGGGUGUUUUGGGCUCUAGGUUUCUGGUUUCACUCUGGGUUAAGAUGAUCCUCUUUGUAAGCCUCUCAGUAGCUUAUGUUGGACCAGGUGAGUUUACUUUAAGGGGUUGUAGUUUACAUAAAGAAGCUGAUCUCUUUGUUUGAUUCAUUGUUUUGGCGCCUUGUGCAGCCCUUCCCUUUGUUUCCUGCCUCCUUUAUGGAUUAUAAAUUAGCGAGUUUGUGGUGAAUUUAUGUUAUUGUUGUUUUUGGUUGUUAAACAAUAAACAGUGUAUUUUUGUUUGAUUCAA